Messenger RNA from Leguminivora glycinivorella, 1633 nucleotides. RefSeq lists its product as uncharacterized. Gene Ontology annotation, biological process: regulation of transcription by RNA polymerase II. NCBI's taxonomy places the organism in Eukaryota, Metazoa, Arthropoda, Insecta, Lepidoptera, Tortricidae. The transcript is spliced from 2 exons. The record is from RefSeq and is a predicted model, not a curated record. Gene Ontology annotation, cellular component: nucleus; transcription regulator complex. The coding region runs from base 510 to 1118 and encodes 202 amino acids.
CCUUUGUCAAGUGCAGUCGAACGCUAAAACCCCGACAUUCUCUCCUAGAUAUAUAUUUACCUUUUUUGUACUAACGGAUAGUCCAAUGAGUCACACUCAAAGGUUAUGACAGAUGGCGGUACCCUAUUAGUCACACGUGAGAGCGAGAAGAUGAUUUGUUUUUUCUCUCUCCCCAUUAUGCAGAGUUCAUUUUUAGUACAAUGUGGCUAGAUAUUGGAAGGGAGCCAGCUACUGACCUAUGAUAACAGCGGAUUCGAUUACAAAAAAACAUCGAUAAAUCGAUUCAUAGUGUCGACGUUGGGCAUGCAUGGGGCAUCCCUACUUAUGAUACUUGUCAAAGAAUGUCAAAGCCUUUGGAUUGCUAACCGACUAAAUUGCGUAUCAUAUUUACUUUAUGCACGUGCUUAUUUCAAAGCACUUUUUCAAUUGCGUCGCAUUGCAAUGUCUACUCGUUUGAGUUUUGUUAAUAACUUAAUAAGUGAAUGUAAAUUAGCGAAUUGCCGAUAAAAAUGGGUUGGUUUACCGACGCCGAGGAAGAAAAAUUAAUAAAAAUGGUUAUAUCUCACGAUAUAUUAUAUAAUCCGUCACAUGCACAUUAUAAAAGUAAUUUAAUCAAAGACAAAGUGUGGAAGCAGAUCGGAAAGGAGUUGAAUCGAAAUGGUGCCGAUUGCAAAAAGAAAUGGAAAUGCAUAAGAGACACCUACCACAGAUACAAAAAGAAAAUCAGAGCUACAGGUAUUGUUCCAAAACAAACGAAAGAUAAAAGACAUAUUUUACUGUCCUUUCUUGAUACCUAUCCCCCCACACCAAGAACAUUGGGAGGGGGUUUGGGAGAUCCUCACGAAUGCAACCAAGAAAUGUUAGAAGAAGAAAAUUAUUGGCAUGGAGAACAAAAUACGGAACUAAGUAAUGAUUCAGAUGCACAAAAGUUUAUGCCUGAUAUAACCAUUAAAGAAGAAUACAAUGAUGUGCAAAUGUUCGGUAUUUCAAGUAACGGUAACGGUAUUGAUGCAAUGGAGGAAAUUAUACCAGAAGGCAAUGAUUCCCUUAAUGUGCACAAACGGGAUGAUGAAAGAAGUACCCUUUUUAAGACGAAGAGAAAAAAGGAGAUGAUAUAGACUUGUUUUGUCGGCAUCUUGAAGAAGUUCUACGGAAUCUACCGCCUAUAGAGAGAGCUACAGCUAAAUUGGAGAUGAGCAAUAUUUUGUCUAAAUAUGAGAUUAUGGUGGCAACUAAGUUAGAAAGAUUAAGUUGUUCGUCAACGAUAAAUUUUUCAACGGAUUUAGAGGCAUCUGUAGACAACUCACAUUCAGAGAAAAAUAAUGAUCAGACGGACUAAGAUUUUAUGUGUGUGUGGUGGUCUAAUCAUGGUACAAAAGUGAAGUUUGACAAUUUAGGGAUUGUGUUACACCUUUUGGCUAGUUAGGGUUGUCAAAAUUCCAGUUGUGCACACAAAGGAAUCUCAUGUUGUGAUAACCCUAAUAAUGCAAAAAAUUCGCCUAAAGAGGUCCAUUCAUGCUAGUGCUAGUAAAUAGUAAUAUAGGGGAAAAAAUCAAAAAAAUUAUUAAAAUAAUGAAGAUAAAUAUUGUCAGAAUUACCAAUAGGCAAUCAGAAAAUAAAAUGUAUUUAGAAA